AUGGCACCGACCAGCACCAGAGCUACUGGCUCGCCCGCCAACCACAUAGCUCCCCCCUUCCAGGGCCGCCGCCCCGGCAUCCCAACCCUGCCCGCUGCAGCACCGAGGGAAACAAGAAACACCGCCGCGAGGUUCGACCUACAGACCCCAAAGAAGGCCAGAGAGGCAGCCGCCGGCCACCAUGGCCGCCGGGUACCGGAUCCGGGGCAAGCCGGGCUGGCGAGGCCCGGGACCCCCUGCCCCAACCCGCACGCGGGCGGCCGGGGAGGCCACCCAGCUCACGCCUCGCCCUGCUCCAUCCCCGAAGGCCUCGCCACCGCCGGCCCCGCCCGGCCGUGGCCGCCGAGCUCGCGCCGCCGUGCUCGACGCCCGAUCCCGCCGCCGGCCGAGCUCGCGCCGCCCGGCGCCGCGACGCCUCCGCCGGAGCCGCCGCCGCCCGAGUGCGCCCAGCACACGAGCCACCACGCCGCUGCAGGUGCAGCCGCGCCGCCACGCCCCUGCCAGCGUCGCGCCCCUUCGCGACGAGACCGCCCGCGCCGGCGACACCGCGAGGAGGGAGAGGUGCCCCGCCGCCGCCGGCGCCCCGAGCUUCGCCCGGCGGCGCCCUCCUGGCGGCGGCGAAGCGGGGGAGGGGGAGAAAAGCUCUGGCGGCGGCGGCGAUUUAGGGUUUCGCCCUGGGACUCGCGGGAGCCCAGGGACGAAACGUUUUCGCUCUGA
This is a messenger RNA of Lolium perenne, 717 nucleotides long. The record is from RefSeq and is a predicted model, not a curated record. Lineage: Eukaryota; Viridiplantae; Streptophyta; Magnoliopsida; Poales; Poaceae.